Onychostruthus taczanowskii (white-rumped snowfinch) is the source of this 3413-nucleotide messenger RNA. RefSeq names its product ganglioside induced differentiation associated protein 1 (gene GDAP1). Lineage: Eukaryota; Metazoa; Chordata; Aves; Passeriformes; Passeridae. Bases 571 to 1443 code for a protein of 290 amino acids. The record is from RefSeq and is a predicted model, not a curated record. Gene Ontology annotation, cellular component: mitochondrial outer membrane. The transcript has 7 exons. Gene Ontology annotation, biological process: mitochondrial fusion; mitochondrial fission.
UUCAGCAUCUGUCUAAUCUAUUUUACAAGGUCAAAGCUGAGCACUCUGGUUUUGGCCACAGGCAAUAAUAGGUAGAAACUGGAAUAUUUCUUACAUUCAUUGUUUGUGUUGUGGUAAUAUGUGAAUUUUAAUGGGCAACCAAAAGCCAGUGUGCCAGACAGUGCUGUGCAAACAAAAUGUCAUCACUGUUAUAUUAAAACCAGAAUCAAUAUCAACACCUGGAUGCUAUGCACAGGGGUACAGAGUUUUCACUGUUGUGGGUGACUUGUCUAAGUUAGUGUGAGGGAAGAAGAAACAUGUGAAGUGAUGACACAGAAUUGUUCCUGAAAGCUUGGUAAUGAUCCAGGUUUGUGAGCCAGCAUAUUAUACAUGUGCACAGAGACAACAAAUAUGGGGUGAACAGUCCUAAUCCUCCUGGCAUUUCCUCAUAGGAGAGGUGCUCCAUCCCCCAAAUCGUCUGGUCCUCUGGACCCGCUCCAACUGGUGCGGUUGGCAAUAGCCGAGAAGGCGCUGAAGUGCGAGGAGCGCGAUGUGAACCUGCCGCUGAGCGAGCACAACGAGCCGUGGUUCAUGCGCUUGAGCUCCUCUGGAGAAGUGCCCGUCCUGAUCCAUGGAGAAAACAUAAUUUGUGAGGCAACGCAGAUUAUUGAUUACCUUGAAGCGACGUUUGUAGAUGAGGAAGUACCAAGAUUAAUGCCAGAAGAGGGGAGCAUGUAUUAUCCAAGGGUGCAACACUACAGGGAGCUCUUAGACUCCUUGCCUAUGGAUGCCUACACACAUGGCUGCAUCCUGCACCCCGAGUUAACCGUGGACUCCAUGAUUCCAGCCUAUGCUACCAGCAGGAUCCGUAGCCAAAUAAGUAACACAGAAUCAGAAUUGAAGAAACUUGCAGAAGAAAAUCCAGACCUUCAAGAUGCCUAUAUAGCAAAACAGAAGCGCCUUAAGUCUAAACUACUGGAUCAUGAUAAUAUAAAAUACCUAAAGAAAAUACUGGAUGAAUUGGAAAAAGUUUUGGAUCAGGUGGAGACUGAAUUGCAGCGGCGAAAUGAGGAAACACCAGAAGAUGGAAAUCAGCCUUGGCUCUGUGGUGAUUUCUUCAGUCUGGCAGAUGUGUCACUUGCUGUCACAUUACAUCGCCUGAAGUUUCUGGGAUUAGCAAGAAGAAACUGGGGAAAUGGAAAGCGGCCCAACUUGGAAGCUUAUUAUGAGCGUGUCGUGAAGAGAAAAGCAUUUUACAAAGUUUUAGGACACGUCAACAAUAUAUUAAUCUCGGCUGUCCUGCCAACAGCAUUCCGUGUGGCCAAGAAAAGGGCUCCCAGGGUUCUUGGCACCACCCUGCUGGUCAGCAUGCUGGCAGGGGUGGGUUAUCUUGCUUUCCUGUGUCUUCGGAAGAGAUUUGCCAACAUGGUGCUAUCGAUUAGAACCAGGCAAAAUUAUUUUUAGACCUUGUCUGUCCCUGGUGGUGAGUGGAGGGCAUCUCUGCCCCCCAGGAAAAUAUCUUCAAUAAAAUAUAAACAUAGAAGAAUGAUUAUGUCUGUGAAUUAGAACAUUGCUACAGAGUAAUCAUCUCCUGCUGCUGUUUAAUUGGGUUGGCAAUGCUGAGAUUUUUUUCAAAAAUAUGUGUUUUGGGGAUGACAAAGGAAAGAAGAGACGUACUUUUCAGCCAAGGGCCUAUAACUGUGACAGUGCUUCUUUAAAGUGGUUAUUGUCUCCUUUACCCAGUAGCUGACCUAAUUAAAAUGCUUUAAUUUAAUAGAUAUGCAGCAAUGUGACAGCUUUUCACUGUAGAUGAAAUGCAUUAUUGUGCAGAAACCAGCAUUGUUAAUACUGAAAAUAGCUCUUACUUUAAAUGCUCAGAGUAAGAUUAAUUAGAACAUUGUGCCUGUUGUGCACAGGAGCAAGUUUCUCUGUACUGAUUAUUGUCUGUUGAUUUGCAGUUGGACCUUUAGGAAUGUGUUAAAAAAUAAUCUUAUAAAGCCACUUUUGUCAGUGUAUGUUCAUGCAGCAGUACAGGAAAAGACCUGAAACAGGUAAGAACAUCAGUGAUUUGUGUACCACACAAGUGAAAUUCUCCAGAGGCAUCACUGGACAACAGAUACUACAAUUUUGCUGAAAUACAAAUGGAAGCAAAACACCUGACACUUGUCUUUUGAAAGCCUUUCUGGCUCAGCCUCAAACUCUGGCAGAAUCAAAUCCAACUAUCUUGGUGCAUAUUUGCUGCUUUCUUUGGGGUGGCUUGGUACAGUUGCCUCUGUGUGAGUGUCCCAUGUACCCUUUUGUGUUUCACUCUGAGCACUGGCUAUUUUUGCACACUUCUUGGCAACAUUAGCAAUUGCAUGUCUCUAUAAAAUGCUUGGCCACAACAUGCCACAGCCAACUAGAAAACAUAUGCAGAGCAAUGCCUUUUUGUAUAAGUAAUUAAAAAUAGUUCACUCUAUCAUUCUGGUUAGGUAGCCUAGAUUGAAGGUAAAGCUGUAAUUUAGCAGUCUGUUUACUUAUGGAUAGGGGUUGUGUUGAUGGUAAGUGAAAAAUACAGAUGGUUUGGACGUGAUUUAUACUGCUGAUUUUUUGCAAAACUGCCAACUUGUAGCAUGGAGGAAAGGUGCAGUAAAACAAUUUGAUUACUUACUACUACUCAGCAGAUGCUGUGAGUUUUAUUAGUUUUGAACUGAGCUCCCAUUUCAACAAGAAAUGUAUAUUUACCUGAAGGUAGACUUUGAAUCAUUUUGCAUCAAAAAAAGCAUAUGGGAAGGGCUGAAAAUUCUCAUGACAGUUUAAUAAGAUUUUUGUAUGCUUGAUGAAUGUUUGAAAGCCUCAGAGUUUUGUUUACAAGUUGUACAUAGAUGCAACAAACAAAACAUAGCUUUAAGUGUUUGCCGGUCAACAAUCAGUGCUAACAGGCCUAAGUACAUUUUAGGUCCAGUGCUGGUGGCUGUGGUCUCUCUGCACAAUUGCAUUUAGGUGUCAAGAAGAUCAUCUCAAGUUUGCUGGAGAGAACUGAGGCAGUUUCUGUCUGGGCAGUCUCACCAUGUAACACAUAUCAAUAUGAAUAAAAUUAUUGGAUACUCCUGCUUAUUAUUUAAUGUUGUGCUAGUUGUCUAGCAAAAGUAGACCUAAAUCUCAUUACUCCUUUUCAGUAAUAAGAAACAUCUUACCUAGGAAACAAUGCGUUUUUUUAUUUGUAAAAAAGACAUUUUUAUAUAAUUCUAUUUCAUGAUCCAGUGGUUCUCAAGAACUUGUUGAAUUAAAUGUGCUGUAUUUGGAAAAGCUUUAUUAUCUCUAGAGUGGGUUUAAUCCAACAAUACUAUUAAUGUACUGGCAGCUUUAACUGAGUUUGUUGUUUGUGUGUUACAGUUCAUCUGCAUUUACUUGCAGCUAUCAGAUUUCACUAAGUUAAUAAACACAGAGAAAGA